Messenger RNA from Temnothorax curvispinosus, 4423 nucleotides. It is a transcript of the gene ush, whose product is annotated as zinc finger protein ush. Gene Ontology annotation, biological process: cell differentiation; positive regulation of transcription by RNA polymerase II; negative regulation of transcription by RNA polymerase II. The record is from RefSeq and is a predicted model, not a curated record. NCBI's taxonomy places the organism in Eukaryota, Metazoa, Arthropoda, Insecta, Hymenoptera, Formicidae. Gene Ontology annotation, molecular function: RNA polymerase II-specific DNA-binding transcription factor binding. Bases 322 to 3126 code for a protein of 934 amino acids. Gene Ontology annotation, cellular component: nucleus. The transcript has 9 exons.
UAUUAUUAAAAUUAUGGAAAACUUUGGUAAUAGAGGAACUAAUAACUGUAUAUAUAUUACGUUUAAAAGAGCGAGAACUCCUCGAAACAUUUGCGGUGAGAAUUAUGUGUGGGUGCCCGAAACUUUUGCUCGAGAUACUUUGAUGCGCGUACUCGUGUUUACACACAUGCUGCUUUUGCACCGUGAUUGAAUCUCUGUGAAAGAACUCGCUUUGGUGUGCCUUGAUGAGGAAUGAUUUACGGAUUAUGUUGAGAAACGUGACGAGUGCGGGAACGCUAAGUGUCUUCCCAGUUUGAGAAUUCGUUCCCUGCCGCGCAGAUCAUGAGCAUUAUACAGUUGUGGCGUCAACGUAGGGCGAGUCAGCUGCGGGCCGAAACUGCUCUCUCCUUGUCGAGGGAGGAUGAGGAGUGGAGCGACUCGGAGAAGACCCCGUCAGUGAGCAGCGGUGUGGACGGUGGCGGAUCGGCGGUAUCGAGUCCGGUCGCAGUCGUCGAGGAGGACUCGAGUUUACCACCCCCUCCAAGACUCAACCCCGCGUUAUCUUCGACCAGCUCCUCCGCCAGUGAGGACAUCAAGCUGCGCCUCAGCGUGCUCUCAGAGGACGCGAGAAAGCGUCUGGCCAGCUUCGCCGAGGACAUCGAGGCUAGAGGCAUAAGAGACCGCCAUGCGCCGUCCAGGAGCGUGCGGACGCGGGAGUCGAGUCCCAAGGAUGUCGAUGAGGAGCAACAGGCCAAGGAGGACGACUGCCAGCCGAGGUCGUCGUCCUCGUUGUCGUCCACCGUCGUCAAGAGACGGGACUCCGUCUGCCGCAGGGACUCGGAGGACUCGGGAGAGACCAAGAGGAUACGACUCGACGACGAGGUAGCACCAAGACUGAGACUCAAUACUAGUCUGGCGACGGAUCCCGCCCUGCGACCCGCCGCCGUCGCCGCCCUUACCGUGAAGCCGGAGAACACGUCGCCGCCGAAUCCAACGCCGCCGCUUCCGGCUGGACUGCAGAACGCGAUCGCAUCAGGUCGCCUGUUCGUCCUGCCGACUGACGGCAAGGAGACAAUCACGGUGGAGCCGGCCAGGCCGCCGCCGACCGCCCUGAUCUGCCCGCCGUGCGGCAUUCGGUUCAGCUCGGCGAGCACCCUCGAGGCCCAUCGCACCUUCUACUGCGCCCAUCGGCCCCGCGCGGACGAGGACGCGGCGAACGACGAGGACGACGACGGCGGCAGCAAGCCCGGCGGCAAGUUCGAAGUGCGGAAGGCAUACGCGUGCCCGCACUGCUCCUACAGCGCCGACAAGAAGGUGUCCCUGAAUCGUCACAUGCGGAUGCACGCGGCCUCGCCGGCGCCGCCGACGGUACCGUCGUCGUCGUCGGUGGCGGCGGCGGUGGCGAUGGUGGCGAACGUGGCGAACCCGAACUCCUCGACGAGCAACCCGGCCGCGGCCGGUCAGACCACCGCAUCCAACGGUUCCUUGAACGAGGAGGCCGAGAGAUACUGCAGGAACUGCGACAUUCGAUUCAGCUCCUUGAAGACGUAUCGGGCACACAAAACGCAUUAUUGCAGCACGAGGCACGUGGUGAAGGAUACGUUGCCGACGCCGACGCCGACGCCGGCAUCCUCGGUGAAGGCGUCACCGCCGACCAGCUCGAGUCCUGGUGACUCGCCACCGCCGCAGCCGUGCCUGGCGCUGCCCACUAACCCCAUUCUCAUCGUGCCGUAUUCGUUGUUCCGCGGUGCGAGCGUCCUCGCCGCGCCGGCACUUCCGGCCCCUGACACAGCAUGCUUCCUUUUGCCAAACGGUUCCCUUCAGCCAAUGACGAGGGGCCUCGCCUCCACGGCCCAGAACGCCGUGGUGGAGCCGCCGGCCGUCCUGAGGGCGGCGAACAAGCCCUCGACACCGGUGGUCGCGGCGGCGUCCACGUCGCCGUCCGCCUCGGCGCCCCUCGAUCUCAGCGUACGCAGGUCGCCGGUGCACCAGGACGAAAAGGAGAACCGAAUGUCGCCGACACCGUCGUCCCUGCCGCCGCCUCCGGGCAGUCCCAGGUCCAGAGGCAGCGGUAGCCCCAGAACGAGGUCCAUCGGUCCGGCCCAGACCGCCGCCGUCGCGCCACCCCCGCCCACGGAACUCGCCCUGAGACUCGCUGAACUGCCGCCGCCCCCCGUCCCCGGGGUGCUCGUCAAGCAGGGCGUCUCCAGGUGCAAGGAAUGCAACAUCGUAUUCUGCCGACAUGAGAACUUCGUCGCUCAUAAGAAGCACUACUGCCAGGCGAGGGAGACAACGGUGAGCAACAGUCCGCCGCCUCCCGGCACGCCCUCGCCGCCCCUGGUCCAGCUCAUCUGCGCCGCGUGCGGCAUCAAGUUCGCUUCCAUAGACAAUCUGGUCGCCCAUCAGGCGUUCUACUGUCCCAAGAGGCCCGAACCCCAGGAGCAUCACACGCGGUGUUCUAAGUGCAAGGCGAUGAUAGAACCUGGAAGCAGUCAUACCUGCACCAGCGGUACGACUGGUGGCUGGCGAUGCCCGGUCUGCGGUGCCGUCAGUCCCACGGCCGGCGCCGCUCAGCGUCACAUGGACUCCCAUCAGGGCGUCAAGGCCUUCCGUUGCACGAUCUGUCGUUACAAGGGCAACACUCUGCGCGGCAUGAGGACCCACAUUAGGAUGCACUUCGACAAGCGCGGCACUGAUCUACAGGAGGAGAAUUAUAUAACGUGCGUGCUGGACGACGAGGCGACGCUGUCGACGCCAGAACCCGUGGCUACCACGACGCCAGAAGAGAUCCCUGUUGAGAUCCAGGUGAACGGCAAGACGGAGAUAAGGAAAAGCCCGCAGCCGCCACCACCGCCGCCACCGCCGUUGACGCCGGUGGUCGCUGGCAAGGUAAAGCAAGAACGCGAGGACACGCCGCCGCCGGACGAGAGCCUGGACCCCAGCAAGAGCGGGCCGCGCUACUGCCGUUCCUGUGACAUCAGUUUCAAUUACCUAAGCACCUUCAUCGCCCACAAGAAGUUCUAUUGCUCGAGUCACGCCGGCGAGGCGAGCAAUAACAAUAACAAUAAUAACAACAAUAACAAUAACAACGCCAGCGGCCAUCCGACGACGCCGCCGACCGGCAGGACCGAGGCGUCGGUGCUUUAAAUCUCCGAAGUUCUGCGGACAAUGACUUCUCCGCUGUUCGUCCCCCUUCUCGGAGGACCUUCUAGUGUUUCUUUUUUAGGAUUUACUUCGAAAUAAGCGGGAGUGAUAAUUCGGCAAUAAUUUCUGAGAUUUGUCUAUAUAUUCGUGCUCCGAGAAUUAAUUUGACUAAAUGAAGAAGGAGAGACCCUUCCCCCCUUCAUUUUGAAUUAUCGCAAAUUUUUUUCAAAAAAUACGAAUAAUAUUUUUUCGAAAGAAGUAGUUUUGCUAGUGAUGUAGAAUACAUUACAUUCUUAUUAUUUGAUCAAAUUAAUUUUAUAUCCUGGAAAUAUUUAUAGUCCUUUUUUUAAAAUUAGACCUGAGGUCCGUUGCUGCGUAAAGUUCCAAUAAAUUUGUUGAAUUUGAUGAGAGAAAAUAUACAAAUGUACAAUUACAGACCGAUCGAAGGAAGGCAUAGAUAGGGAGAGGGUUGUACUCUAUUUUAAAUUUUAUAAGUUAUAUCGAGUUAUAUCCAAUAUUUUUAAAUGUUUUGUCAGUAAAUUUUUUAAUUUGCAUUAAAUCAGCUGACUAAGUGAAAUUGAGAACAAACUACAAUCUUUGCUCAUUUCCGAGAAAUAAUUUAUUAUAUUAGAAUUUUGUGAUCGAUGAUUUAUCUUACAAUACAAUACUCGUUCAUUUUAUUACGGGAUAAUUAGCAAUUAAGCGAAUUACAAAAUCGAUCCGUAUGCGAGCUGUGAUGUUCGUAAAGCUAGCCCCAGAUUAUGUACGCAAUUCCAAAAAGAAUUCCUCACAUGAAUUACAUAUUUGCUAAUGGUCGAGCACCAUUAACAAAUAUAGAUGAAAAUAGUCGAAAUAUCGCUGCACCGAAUAUUUGUAGAAUAUUUUCCUGCCCAAAUCUUUAGUAUCGCAUAAUAUAAGAUGGUAAGCAGGAAUCGAAUCGAAAACCUGGAUCUUUUGCUCGACAAGUGCUCUAACAUUGACUAACUAUUUAGCACCCCACUUCCGUGAACGUCACAUUUUGUUAGAGAGGUUCCUUUGGAAGAGAAAGAAAAGGACGAGACGUGUUGGAGACGCGAUGACCGACUCUAAAAGCGGGGACUGUUUAUUGUUGCCAGUUUAUACAUAAUAUAAUAAGCGAUUAUCGGACUUCUUAGUUGAAUAUUUUAAUUACGUUGUGUGAUUUUUGUUGACCCAGGGAAUCGUUUGUACUUAUAAGCCGAAGGUAUCUAUGUGUAAAUAUAUGACACACUCAUAUAUACAUACAUAUAUAUUUAUUAUAAUUGUAUUAUAUUAUUUCGAA